Messenger RNA from Cercospora beticola, 1735 nucleotides. RefSeq lists its product as uncharacterized. Gene Ontology annotation, biological process: carbohydrate metabolic process. Gene Ontology annotation, molecular function: hydrolase activity, hydrolyzing O-glycosyl compounds. NCBI's taxonomy places the organism in Eukaryota, Fungi, Ascomycota, Dothideomycetes, Mycosphaerellales, Mycosphaerellaceae. The record is from RefSeq and is a predicted model, not a curated record.
CUUUGCCUCUCUAGCUGAAAGUGUCAGCUUCCCGCCGCUCAUCAAAGAAGAGCUUGGCCCGCCCUUGUUGAGCUCAGUCAGCUGUAUUUUUCUCGCUCUCCUGAUCCUCCAAGUCUGCAGCUCGUCCUCCGCUCGACUGACUUCUUUUUAACCUUCCAGCUCGGCCAGCAGAGCCAUUGUGCAGGCGAGAUGGACUACCAACAUGGCACGGCCACCACAACGGCGACCAAUACGCCGCGUCCGGGCACACCUGAUAGCGACCCGAUCGAGCGUGCACCACCGAGAAACCCAUUCGCUUCUCCAUAUGGCUCAAUGCCAGCAUCUGCCAUGGGCUCUUCGACUGGUUUCCAGUCCAGCGCUCCUCCUCGCUACUUCCACUCUCGCCGAAUCAACAAGGACGAGAUAGAGAAGCCUUGGCUGGAGAAGAAGGAUCCCAAGGAGAAAUGGAGCACGAUCAUUCCCAUCAUUGGCAUGGUCGUCGGCUUGGGACUGGUCGGCUUCCUCAUCUACGAAGGCAUGCAGACAGUGCAGAAUCACGUUUAUUGUCCCGUACUGGACGAGACUUUCUCGGGUGGUCUCAACCCAAGUGUGUGGACAAAGGAAGUGGAGGUUGGAGGAUUCGGUAACGGGCAAUUCGAAAUGACCACCAACACCGACGAGAAUGCUUUCCUCAAGGAUGGCAUGCUACAUAUCAAGCCCACGCUCCAAGAUGCAUCCCUUAUCGAAUCGAAUAAUGUCAUCGAUUAUCUGAAGAGCGGUGAAUGUUCCUCUGAUAUCUGGUCAAACUGCGUUGCGGUUACCAAUACCACAAACGGUACUAUCAUCAAUCCUGUCAAGUCGGCCCGUCUGAGCACAAAAGCCGGAGCAAAGAUUAGGUACGGGCGCGUCGAAGUAGUCGCGCAGAUUCCAGAGGGUGAUUGGCUCUGGCCAGCCAUCUGGAUGUUGCCGGUAAACAACACCUAUGGUCCAUGGCCCGCAUCCGGAGAGAUUGACAUUAUGGAAUCUCGAGGUAACAACUAUACCUACCCAAUGGGAGGAAACAACAUUGUGUCAUCCACACUUCAUUGGGGUCCCGAUCCCGGCAACGAUGCCUGGUGGCGCAACAACGUGAAGCGAAAAGCGCUGCACACAACUUACAGCUCUCAAUUCCACACCUACGGACUUGAGUGGAACGAGAAAUACAUUUUCAGCUACAUCGACACGCGCCUCUUGCAAGUCAUGUACGUCAAUUUCGAUAAGCCCUUCUGGCCAAAGGGUAACUUCCCUGCCUCCGAUCAGAACGGAACCCGACUUGUGGACCCGUGGAGCCAGACUGGCCAGGACAGUACGCCUUUCGAUCAAGAUUUCUACUUGAUCCUCAACGUUGCCGUGGGAGGCACGAAUGGUUGGUUCGAAGACGGCGUCAACGGCAAGCCAUGGGUUGAUGCUUCCGACACUGCGAAACGAGACUUCUGGAACGCCCGAUCACAAUGGCUGCCUACCUGGGAAAAGAAGGGAGAGAUGGUCAUCAAGAGCGUCAAGAUGUGGCAGCAACAAGGAUACAAUGGUUGCUAAAUAUGUUGUUCUUUCACUAUUUCGAAGAAGCAUAGGCAGGCAUGGCUGGCGUUAGCGUAAUAUCCCUCUUUUUGCGGAAAUUUCAUUUGAUUGUGUAAGAGCUCAACGAAGAUAUGAUUGAGAGAUAGAAAGGCAUAAAUUUUUCAUCAGAUACAAAUUCUACCGUCCUGCGAAUUCAGAC